GGGUUUUUCCGUUGUUCUUUCUGGUGUGAGUUUGAAACCUUUUUUAUUUCUUUUUGCAAUUUGUGAUUAUGUGAAUCUGUUUUCAUUUUUGUUGAUACUUAGAUUUUUUAUACUACGAUUAGUUUUCUUGGGAAUUUUAUGCCUCACAUAACGUAACCUAAAAACAAAAAAAUUAACUUCACCAACUAUAAACUUUUGGUUUAUUAUUGUUCAGCUCAAGCCCAGGUAAAGAAGGAGGAUUAUAUCAAAAGUUCUUUUAAAGGCUCCCGACUUUUUAGUUUGCUUGGGGGAGUUGGGGGCCUCCAACAACGUUGAGCCACCCUGAUUGUCUUGUCUCAAUAAGUUACAAAACAAUAGUUUCUAGCAUUCCUACUAUAAACAAUGCAUAAAACAGUUAAAUAUUAAUAUUUUGCUGAUCAUUUUCUUAUCACCUAUGAAGACUUUAACUUGUGUUAUGACUUGAUCCCCUUCUGAUUCAUUCCCACACACACAAAUCAUGAUUCAGUUUCUACCAAUUCCCCACUUGAUCAUCAUCUCAUACGUUGUUUGGAUUCUUUACAGGAUCCUGAAACAUAAAACAAACAAAGUCAACCUUCCACCUGGAAGCUUCGGAUGGCCAAUUCUCGGAGAAUCUCUGUCACUGCUUCGAGCCGGAUUAGAUGGAGUUCCCGAGAGAUUCGAUCAGGAACGGGUUGAGAAACACGGAAGUUCUCAAGUGUUCAAGACGUCGUUGUUUGGCAACCGUGUGGCUGUGUUGUGUGGUCCUGCGGGUAACAAGUUCCUGUUUGGGAACGAGAACAAGCUGGUGGCCGUGUGGUGGCCGUAUUCGUUGAGGAAGCUUUUCGGGAAGUGUUUGGUUACGAGUCAUGGCGAGGAAGCAAAGUGGAUGAGGAAGAUGAUGUUGUCGUAUCUUGGUCCCGAUGCUUUUGCCACUCGCUAUGCUGCCACCAUGGAUGUUGUUACUCGUAGGCAUAUACAAGUUCAUUGGCGAGGAAAGGAAGAGGUGAAAGUACACCAAACCGUUAAAUUAUACGCCUUUGAGCUUGCUUGUCGUUUAUUCAUGAGCCUAGAGGAGCCAAACCACAUUGCAAAACUCUCUUCCUUAUUCAACAUUUUCUUGCAAGGCAUCAUUGGGAUACCCAUAGACUUCCCAGGCACACGCUUUCAUAGCUCGAAAAAAGCUGCAUCGGCGAUUAGGACCGAACUCUUGACGAUUAUCAAAGAAAGAAGAGUGGAAAUGGAAGAAGGAAAGGCAUCAUCUUCACAAGAUCUCUUAUCACAUUUGCUUACAUCUUCAGACGAAAAUGGCAGGUAUUUAACUGAAAUGGAGAUUGCAAAUAACAUCUUGAUACUACUAUUUGCCGGUUAUGACACAUCCACUGUUACUAUCACAUUGCUCAUCAAAAGACUCGGCGAACACCCUCAUGUUUAUGACAAGGUGUUGAAAGAACAAUUGGAGAUUUCUAAGGCAAAAGAAGUAGGUGAGUUGUUGAAAUGGGAGGACUUACAAAAAAUGAAAUACUCUUGGAAUGUUAUAUCUGAAGUCAUGAGGCUAAAUCCACCCACCAUCGGAGCCUUUAGAGAGGCCUUGGUGGAUUUUGAAUAUGCAGGUUACACCAUACCCAAAGGAUGGAAGGUAUAUUGGAGUGCUGCAGGGACACAUAAAGACAAGGCUAACUUUGAAGAUCCGACACGGUUUGAUCCAUCAAGGUUUGAGGGUUCAGGGCCAGCACCGUUCACAUUUGUGCCAUUUGGAGGGGGUCCUAGGAUGUGUCUAGGGAAAGAGUUUUCGCGAUUAGAAGUACUUACAUUCCUUCAUAACAUUAUCACCAAUUUCAAAUGGGAUUUGUCGAUACCCGAUGAGAAAAUCAAAUACAUUCCCAUGGCUAUACCCGAAAAAGGGCUUCCGGUUCUUCUCCACCCUCAUCAAGUUUGAUCAAUCUCAGUAUGUAUACAUUGUAAUGAACCUUGAUGAUGGAAACUUUCUCAGAAGAUGCAUCCGGGUUUGGAUUUUAAUGCAUGAAGGAUUACACUUGUAUAAAUGCAAGUGUUCAAAACGCAUAUUAUGUACUAUAGUUUGGUUUUGA
Molecule: messenger RNA, 2087 nt
Organism: Helianthus annuus (common sunflower)
Lineage: Eukaryota; Viridiplantae; Streptophyta; Magnoliopsida; Asterales; Asteraceae
Product: beta-amyrin 28-monooxygenase
Exons: 4
Coding region: 497-1936 (479 amino acids)
Biological process (GO): sterol metabolic process
Molecular function (GO): monooxygenase activity; oxidoreductase activity, acting on paired donors, with incorporation or reduction of molecular oxygen; heme binding
Source: RefSeq, a predicted model, not a curated record